Molecule: messenger RNA, 403 nt
Organism: Puccinia graminis f. sp. tritici CRL 75-36-700-3
Lineage: Eukaryota; Fungi; Basidiomycota; Pucciniomycetes; Pucciniales; Pucciniaceae
Exons: 2
Coding region: 47-403 (118 amino acids)
Source: RefSeq, a predicted model, not a curated record
GAUCUGGAUCACCGCUGUGAUAAUAAUCAGACAGAAGAGAGUCCAGAUGGCAGAUGCUUGGCCUGGUCUGGUUGAGAGCAAGAAAGGAAGCGACCUCCACCAGAUCACACUGACACCACUCGGGCGAGAAGAAACGAAAGGAAAAGAAGAGAAGACUAGGGGAACAGAUCUUACCGUGUUCAGUGUAUGUAAUGAUAUCCAAUCGCUUCUGUCUGUCUGGGGUAUGUUGUAUCGCCGGAGGUUACAAUGCUUGGACGAAGCUUCGAUCGGAAGAUCACCAAGUAAUCGAAUGACCGAAUGGAUUAUGUUAUGUUGUUCUGCGAUUGAAAAGCCGUGGGCUGGCCGACUGUGGGGGGUUUUGAGCGACUGCAAAAAAAAGAAUCGAGACUCGUCAAAAAAAUGA